AGUUGGUGGUCAGAGGACAGCAGUGCUGCGUUGCUGCCAUCAGCAACACUGGGCUGUGCGGCUGAGAAACGUCCGUGCGGCACCUGCGGGUGGGUGAGGACGAGAACCUCUCCCGCGUCUGGAGAGCAGAGAGUGGGGCUGUUCUGGCCAUGCCCAGCGCGGGGAAAGGGCUGCGGCCCGAGUCGCUUCGUGCAGUCUGGCUCUUUCACCACAGGGUUUUUCUUUUUAAAAAACUUAAAGAGGCAGAAAUCAGACCACCUCAGUUGAAAGCAAAUGAAAUGUUUCCCUAGCUUCCAGAGGCGGUUUUGCCCAGGUAGGUUUAUAAAUAGCUGCCUGAGGUGGGAGAAAUCUGCAGCUGCUUUUUCCUUUUCCCAAAUACAGCUGUCAGCUCUGUCUGCCUAAAAAUACUGGUGCGGAUGCUGCAGCACCUGAGCAGCAUCCAGGCUCUCAGUGACGGUGAUGGGGAUGGGUGAUGGGUGGCCAAUUGGCUCCUGGGGAUGAUGAGUGGAAAACAACCUGCGUGAGCAGCCACCUUCCAACAGGCAGGAGCUGCUCUCCACUCAUGAGGGAUCCCCUUGGGCUCCUCGCACAGUGCUGGCCAGAAGAAAGCAGCCGCUGCCUAUUUUCAACACUGUCAGAACUUGAAUUACUCCGCACGUGCCCGUGGUUUGUAACUAGCAUGUCCUUGCUGCACUGCUCUCACAUGUAUCCCCAUUUUCCAGUGGAAGCACACUGCUCCUCCUGCAGCUGCCCCUCUGAAGCCAAGGGCAGCCACGGGGAGCAUCGAGGCUGCAGCGGUACUGUCCUGUUCCCGAGGACACGUUGCCUGACACAGCUCUGCCAAGGGGGAACACCUGUGUUUCCACCUUCCCUUUUAUUCCUCCACUGAGCGAAAAGCUGAAAUUUCAACAGCAAAGGAAUCCCGAGAUACAUCUUUUUCAUAAACAUAAGGUAUUAGGAAGAAAUGUUUUGCUGUUCAGGUGGGGAGGCCCUGGCCCAGGGUGCCCAGAGCAGUGGGGGCUGCCCCAUCCCUGGAGGGGUUCCAGGCCAGGUUGGAUGGGGCUUGGAGCCCCUGAGCCAGUGGGAGGUGUCCCUGCCCAUGGCAGGGGUGGGACUGGAUGGGCUGUGUGGUCCCUUCCAACCCAAAACGUUCCAUAAUUUUAUGAUCCCAUGAUUGUAUUUAUAUUACUGAGAAAAUGAAAAUGUUUGACUGUAGGUUGCUGACAUGAUACACAGGAGGUUUUUCUUGGGGUGUCCAAGUGAGAUGUAGUCCCUCCUGGCUGCAAGCAGUGAUGUGAAUGUUUGUCUCCAGUGCCACCGUGCCUGUCCUCCUGCUCUGGUUUUCGGGUGGCACUGCAUCUCCCAUGGUGACCCUGUGUUGUGUGGCUUUUGCCCUAGAGCUGCUCCGGUGCCCGUGGGUGGCGUGUGGGCAGCCACCUGCCCACGUGAGCUGCUCACAGAAACCUGCGAGUGGAGCAGGAACUGGGUAGUGGAGAGUUAAUGACAGAGGAAUCAACACAAACAGCUUGGGAGCUCCCUGCCACCACCAGCCUCUUCCUUCUUCUGGAACAUUUGAAUUGCUGUGGCUUUAAUGAUUUAUCUCACAGGCUUUCAAGUCCCUGCUGUGCCUCAGCAGCUCUGAAAUCCCAGGCGUCGUUUCUGAAAUUUUAGCAAAGAAUGGCUCAAACAGAAACUUCCUGCUUUAAAGGUCACAUGGAAAAUGAUUUAUUGCAGAUUCAUGCAAAUGGUGCUUCGACCACGAGGUGUCCUCUUGGGAAAAUGGGAGCUGUCGAGAAUGGGUUGUGGGUCCAAUAGAUGGCACUAGGAAAUACAAAAAAUCCUUUCAGUGUUGCACUCAAGAAGUUAGGCAGGAGGUUCCUGGGGAGGCGAGGAUCCCCGUCCCUGUCCCCAUCACCGUGGGAGCUGCCAAGGCUCCCAGGUCAGCAGAGCUCCCGUUUCUCAAGCCUGGUGCCACGUUUUCACCUCUGAGUUAUUUCAAAGGUGACACCCGGUUGGGAGUUUGCCCCACGCUCGAGACCUGGUGCAGGAUUUGUGCCAGCUGCACUGAGCGGGGUGCUGUGCCUGCUGCAGGGUGGCUGAGGUCGCUCAUCCCUGUACGAUGACCACGUCCUUGCUUGACCCUUGCACCCACUGUCAGCUCAGUGACGAGCUGAACUGGUCCGUAUGGGGCCUCCCCACGGUGGAGGGAUCCCCCGCCCGUGGCUGCGGAUCUGCACAACGCAAGGCAUGACAGCGUCGAUGGACAGUGCGGGCACCCGCCUGCAUCUCGGCUGUGGCGUCAGUGUCAGUGCUGCCUCUGUCACCCGGAGCUCACCUGGGGACCCUGAACAGCACAGCCCUGAGCUGACGGCUCAGCGGGGAUGCUCAGGUGAGUCCCAGCCUUCAAACCCUUUUUGGCAGCGUUUCCACACUGAGGGAAGCCUCUGGACAGGGCCUGACAAAUGAGAAAUCACCUGCAGGGCCUUUUGGGUUAUUUCAGGGAUUCGGAAAUACUUUGAGAAGAAUAGAAAGUAACCUUCCCCUGUGCCAGGUGCUUGGCCUCUAAUAUCAUUGCCUGCCAGGUACUCAGCCUCUCGCCAUUAGCCCAUGCCUGGCACACACCCUCUCCUAAACACACCUACAGCUCACAUUGUCAAUUCACCUUCAAACCUCCUCAUCCAUUCUUCUCGGACAAAUUUUUCCAGCAAAAGAUUGAUUUUCUGAAUCAAAGAGGCCAAACUCACUCCCAUAACAAUGACGGAAAAAUUUUGGUUUAAGAAUGCAAAUUCACAGAUGAACAAAACCAAUUGAAAGGCUUUGGGUCCAUUUCUAAUUAAGUUCUGAACUCCAAAAGAGGAUUUCCCAAAUCCUAAAGCCCAAAGAUGUCAAAAAUGUUGUAUUGUACAAACACAAAAAAGUCAUUCACAGCAGGAGAUUACGCUCUUAUGUAAACCUGGCUUUGGGUGCCAGGGUUGAGGCGAGUUCAGCACAGUCAGAAAAUGCUGCGUUACUGCUCAGGCGAUACUCCUUCUCCCCUCCGUGAAAUGUGUCCCGCUCGCUCCUGGUAGGUUUAGGUCGGACUGAUCGUUACUGAUGUAAGUGCUGAUCUCAUCCCUUGCCCCCUUGAUGUUCUUUUAAAGAGGAUUUCGGCUGCUGGGGCCAGAAGCUGCUUCUGCAGAAGGGAUUUGCACUGUGGGUGUGGAAUGGAAAGCGCCGGGGGAGCUCCUGCUGGGCUGUCAGUGUCCCAUCGCCUGGGAGGAGCCUCUCCUCAUUCACAUCUUGGCAUAACACAUUGCUUAAGCUUGUCAGAGAAUCAUAGAAUGGUUUGGGUUGGAAGGGACCUUUACAGGCCCUGCAGUGGGCACGGGCAUCUUCAACUCAAGCAGUUUGCUCAGAGACCCAUCCAACCUGACUGUGAGUGUUCCAGAGACAGAGCACGCACCACCUUUCUGGGCAACCGGUGCCAGUGUUUCACCACCUGCAGGAUGAAAAAUUUCUUCCUACCAGCUAGUCUAAAAUUCUCUUCUUUUAGUUUAAAACCAUAAUACCUUGUCCCAUUUCUACAAGCCCUGCUAAAAAGAUUUUCUCAAUAAAAGCUGGUGUUUUUACUUCCCAUCUUCUAGUUCUGCUCCAUGAGGGUCAAGUCCUUGGGAUGCGUUCCACUUAGCAGGCAACCACAGACGCUGAGCGCCUGUCCGGAGCUGGCCCUGCCUGUAAACCCCACGUGGCCGGGCUAGACUGUGCAGCAGAGGAGUGUGGCGUUGUGCCGUGUGUGGGGCAUGUGCCCUUCCAACCAACCCCUUUGCUCCCCAACAAGUGCAGAAUGAGGUCGUUGUCCUCCCAGCGGCACGACGAGGUUUAUCAGCACCCAAACCCAAUGGGGAAUGUUAAGCGGGUUAGGUGGAAGCAGCGCUGGCGAAGGUGGUCACCUGGGGAUUAGAGGUCAGAACAAUCCCUGUGACCAGGCGGGGACACAAAGAGCCUUUGUGCCCGAGCACAGAAUCCCUGUUUAUUACCACGGGACUGACAUGCUGAAAGACCCGCUCUCCAGCCAGCACAAAAGCUUCCUUGCUUCAGAUUGUUUGUUUAUGUAAAUGAAAAUGGUGCAUUUAAUUAUGCAACGGGACGAGCCUCAGCAACAAGGGAGGUGCUGAUUGGAUCUUCCCGUGGCCAGAGCCCGCUGGCAAGCCCUCGGCACGUCGGAUGGUGCAGCCACGGACCCUGCUCUGCUGCAGUGCCUGCAGAAGGGGGGACGCACCUUGGCCGUUUGAGCAGGGAGGCGAAAUCACCAGGGAAGAAGGGGAGAGGAGUCACAAUCCCCACCCUGGGGUGCAGGACCCCCAGUCGGUGGGCACGGCGCAGCCCUAAGCAUGACAGAAGAAGCUCCAGUGGCAUCCACCAUGCCUGAGUGCAACGGGAGCGUUCCCACAGAGAAAGGCUCUCUCCAGGUCAUCGCUGUCAUGGACGAAAUAGCAAAAUCUGUUGGGACGGUUCCAUACACGAAUGCAGAAAUGAGCCCUGAUGCUCCACUCGCAGUAGAAAGUCAGGAGGAAAAUAGAAAUUCAUGGGCAGAGAACGUAGUACGUGGGGAUCUUGAUGGAGUGAAGCAAUGUGAAGAAAAGCCAGAGGAGAGAGAUGGGAUGCUACGGCAGGGAUCCGCCGAUACUCAAGACGUGGGGACCGAGGGCCGGGAAUCGGAAGAAGGGUCAGGCAGCGAGGAGCGAGAGCUGGGGACCACAGGCAGCCCCGGUGAGGAGGCGGCAGCGACACUUGCAGCCAGCGCCGACGGGAGAGGGGACACAGCUGAGGAGGAGGACCUGGAGGAGGAGGAGGAUGACACCGAAGAGGAUGAAGUUCAGGUGAUUGACAUGAAGAAGGAGAACAGUGAGGCAUCCUGUCUAAAGCAGCAAGACAGCGGCAAGGAGGCGUCUUCCCCAACCAGCCCUGGCUGCAACUCCUCAGCGGAGAAACCAGGGGAGCAGCCCAGCCUGGGGAAGAAAAAUGAUAUCUCCAGACACAGCUAUUCCAGAUACAACACAAUCUCCUACCGGAGGAUUAGAAAAGGAAACACCAAACAACGGAUCGAUGAAUUUGAAUCCAUGAUGCACUUAUAAACUGAGGUGGGAAUUGCAUAAUGGGCGAGUGUUCACUCUGGUUUUGGGUUUCCCUUUCUCUCCCUCCAAGACAUGGCUCUUCACACAAUGUGAGGUCAAGGCUUUUGUUCCUUUUUGUAUAUGAUUUCAUAAUACACUGUGAAAAUUUAACAUCUUCAUGUUGAGAGCAGGCAGAGGCAUCCAUAGAGCAGGAAAAUAAAUAAUCAGUUUGCUAAAUAUAAUACCAUUUGAUUUCAAGUUUAUCCUCAUAUUUUCUAUCUGACUUUUCUAACUGUAUUCAAACAACAGGGUGUCUUGAACCGGCUGGGGCUUCUGGAGCUGCCGACACACGCGUGGUCCAUGACGUCGGCCGUGCUGGUAAUGAGUUGGCAGUGCAGCACCUCCAGUAGCACUGGCCGGGACAGUAUGAACAAUAAAAGAGAUGACUGUUUGCAACCACAGCGUGCUUUGGUUUGCUGUCCGUCCGUGCUGGCACCUCACGGUGCACUGACAGCCACCUCCUGCUAAUGAUGGCCAAUUUCCACCUUGCGCUGGUGAGAUGGAGGGGUGUUUGUGUUCAUGUGCAGAUGCCAAUGUGCAGGUAUUAGAAAAGAUGAGAAGGCAUUAAGUCCUCUGUCAUCAUCCUCCCCCCCAUACCUGACACCUCCCAUGGGUGGCUGGAUUCUUUUUGCAGCAUUGGAGCUGGCACCAGACAGGGUUGGUACCGCCUGCUGCUCCUGUCCCCAGGGCUGAGAGGUGUGAGCGUGGGCACCUUUAGAUGUGCCUGCCACCAUCUGCACCACGGGCACUGCCGGACGCCACAGCGCUGCCCUCCAGCCCGCUCUUCUGGGUAGUACCUUGAAACCACCACGGAUGCAGCCAGCCCAAACCUCUGCCAGGGACAAAGCCGCUCUGCUUCGCCACUGCCAUCCCUCCUCGCCGCGGAGCAGCUGUCUGGUGUGGUUGGUGGUGGCCAGCCGUGGUGCCAGACCCCACCAGCCCGGCUGAGGCACCUGUGGGGAGGUGGCGCCGUCCACCGCCAGGGUCAGGGCCAGCCCAGAGGGCAGCGGCUCACAAUAUUUAAAGACUUUUUUUGUCAAAGACAGAUUUAUGUUAUCUGAACACAACCUUUCUCCAUUUCUAAAAGCCUUUGUACAGCUACAGCGGUGCUGAUGCAGUCUGUUUUUAACCAUUUUACAGACAGAUUUGUCUUGAGUCGGGACUAAGCUUUGCAAAUGUCACCCCAGAAAGCAUCUGGGAAAGCUGAGAGCAGCAGACAAAGGGAGAGGAGUUACGAACGGAGGUAGAUGCCAGCUUCAGCCAUGAGUGCUUUUUUAAGGAUUGGUUUUGCAUCUCCAGCAGUGCUGAGUAUAAUCUUGACUUUUCUUGUUCUACAUAAAGGCAAUUAUUUAUUUGCAACGUGAAAGUAAUAAAUGGCAAGUCUGUAUUGUACAGAC
Messenger RNA from Cuculus canorus (common cuckoo), 6550 nucleotides. It is a transcript of the gene ERMN, whose product is annotated as ermin. NCBI's taxonomy places the organism in Eukaryota, Metazoa, Chordata, Aves, Cuculiformes, Cuculidae. Gene Ontology annotation, cellular component: internode region of axon; neuronal cell body; myelin sheath. Bases 4371 to 5114 code for a protein of 247 amino acids. Gene Ontology annotation, molecular function: actin filament binding. The record is from RefSeq and is a predicted model, not a curated record. Gene Ontology annotation, biological process: regulation of cell projection organization; regulation of cell shape; actin filament organization. The transcript has 3 exons.